GAAGGUAAAGAUGAGUUUUCACCACGGUCCCGCCGUUGGAGGUUCUACUUCGGUCCUCCUGCAGUGAGUGAGUGUGGCCGUUCCCAGGCUGGGUGAGCAAAAGUUUUCCUCCAACAAAGUUUUCAGCGGCAAAGUUUCCUUCGAGAAGUGAAAAACUUUUGACUUUGGGUGGCAAAACUGCACACAACCGAAAAGUUUUCAAAAACUCGCUCAAACUUUUGCCAGGUUCCGCGAGUAAAAGUUUGACGAAUACAGCGCCACAGUUUCCGAGUGAAUGGGGAAAAGUUUUGUGCCAGUUGCCGCAAUCGUUGUCGUCGUCGGUACAGUGCAAGAGUGAGUGAGGUUCCGGCAGCGGCAAAGCAAAAAAGACAAUUAUUUUUGGCUGCCCGCCAUCGACAGCGGCAUUGAAGUCUCAAGACUUGAUAAUCUUGCCAGGAGUUGUUUUGGGUAACGAAUUACACGAACGCGAAAGUUUCCACCAAACUACGGCUGCAGGUCGCCCCAAGCAACGAUAUUGCUGAACGAUUUGCAAGUGGAAAUAAAUCGGUACAAACGAAUGUGAAGGACGUAUACGCAUAGCGGACAAGUUCAAAGUAACUCCAGUAAGCGUUUUGUGAAGUACUUGACGGGAACACAUAGAGUUAAGCAAGCAAUACGGCUUCCGGCAGCGAUAGUGUUUGACCAAGUGGUUUAUGUUGUCGACGAUUAGGUCUGCCACUGAAUGUAGUCCGGAAACCACGAGCUUGGGAUAGUGGCAAUAUUAGUGUUAGAAAAAGUGAAGAUAGUGGAUACGUUGUAGUUUAGGGCAGAUUGAAUUUGAGAUUUUGCUCAAGAGUUCACGAGUUCAACGACAGCUGUUAGUGUUAGAAGAAACCACAACCAUACACAAUACUUCAAGUGCAAUAUCUAUACGAUCUCUAAUUAAAUCAUCAAUUAAUUGUAGGAGUGUUAUCGUUAGUGUGUAUUUCUAAGUGUUACUCCGUUCAGUGCUAGAUAAGUCAAAAUGAUUGAUAAUAGUUACUCGUACGUCACGCGGGAUAACCUGCGCUACACUGAUCUCAACGAUGGGCGCUCAUACGCUCAGAUGAGCACUCUUUCAUCCCCGCCCUCGAUGGGCAACCGACUUGGCGAAUAUGAUACGACGGCAUCACAUUUGACCAACCAUCGACCAUACGAACCUGCUCCUCAGACGGCAUUCGAACGGUACGACAGUUAUCCACCGCAGCGAAGUAAUCUUUACUCCUCCUAUGGGUACUCACAGUCCAUCCUCGAUGAAGAACAGAAAUACAUUUCGUCAGAACCUCCAGCUCCCCCGGAGCUCCAAUCAAGUCAACACCAUCUAGGCUUACCUACUGGCCCUACCGAUCGGCAUCAUCCCAUGAUGAAAGUGGAAAUGGACGAAAGUGCCGGUCCCAUCUAUCCCAGACCCAUGUACCACUACGAUCCAACGUGUGGAACAAUGCCUCCCGGUUUCUCUGCCAUCAAUUUGAGUGUCAAAGAAGCCAGCCCCCCAAUCCCUUACAAAACCAGUGGUACCCCUUCUCCGAAUCCUAUCAGUCGAAAACCUGACGAUCAUAGAACAAAUAAGAUUUCCUCAUCUAGCCCUGAGCCUGGUGCCAGUCCUCAACAACGCAGCAGUCCGCACGCCACUCUUGAUCUGAGUUCCAAUAAUAGCGGUGGAACGAGUCCACACUUCGCCCGAAAUUCCACCACCGGUGCUUCCAAUGGAAGCAACCCGUCGACGAAUCCAACCGCCAUUAACAACAACAACAACAACAACGCAAACACCACCAACAACAACAAUCCAGUGUAUACGAACGAAAUUCCCGAAUCUCGCAGCACAUCGGACGUCAGCCAGACCGAGUUCACCGGCGGCAACAGUGACCGACCGCUGGGAAUCGGUUUCGCGCGACCCCAGCCCCCCUCUGCAUCGUACAGCCGCGAAUCCACGCCGGACAGCGGCGGUUCGUACUACGCGGACACGUACCGUGACGCCAGCGGUGAGUGCAACGUGCCACCAUCUUCCUCCUCGUCGGCAGCGGCGGCAACCGAUCGCAGCCAGAGCUUCUUCUCAAGCGAGAAUCUUUCUCCGUAUUCUGCAGGCUACAGUCCGCACGCCAGCUACGGGAUGGUCGUCCAGCCGGACUACACCAACGGCUAUCCGGGAUACGCACCGAACGCUUACCAGUACAGCGGUCCCUACGCCAGUUCGCUCGGGUCGGGAGUGUACCCGCCCUCGGUUGCUUCCGGUUAUCCACCAAGUUCGGGUAGCAGCUUCGUGACACCGCCGGCGUUAGGGCAGCACAUCUCACCGCACGACAACCUGCUGAAGGCUGGACUAACCGGGUAUCAACGACUGGAACGGCCCCAGUUCCCAUCGCAAUCCCAAGAACUGAAAUGUCCAACGCCCGGAUGCGACGGCUCUGGUCACGCGACCGGCAACUACAGCUCACACCGAAGCCUUUCCGGCUGUCCACGAGCAUCGAAACCGAAAAGCAAACCACGCGACGGCCAGGAGUCGGAACCGUUAAGCAGAUGCCCCAUUCCGGGCUGCGAUGGAUCCGGUCACUCCACGGGCAAGUUCCUCUCACACCGAAGUGCGUCCGGCUGCCCGAUAGCGUUGCGCAACAAGAUGCAUAUCCUGGAGAGUGGGGGAACCAUCGAGCAGGCCAAGGCAGCGAUGGCCCAAGCCGCAGCCGGUAAGUUCGAACCGUUCCAGUGCCAGACACCGGGUUGCGAUGGCAACGGGCACAUCGAUGGCACCUUCAGUACCCAUCGCACGACGGCCAGCUGCCCAACGGCCCAGGCUGCUGCCGGCCAGCAGGCCAAUAAGAAGCCACGCUAUAGCGACGAGGUCCUCAUGAACUCGACCUCGGCGGCAGCGAAAUCUUUCAACGACCUGGCAACGAAUUAUAACCCGACAAAGAAUGGCCUGCUUGGCACUAGCGGAGGAUCGGCCAUUUCCACGGGACCGUCCCUUGGUGGUGUCCUCGGAAGCGUCACUUCGGAUGACCUCCAUUCGAAGAACAGUCACUCGUCGGAUCCGGUAUCGGUGCCUGGUUCCGGUGGAAUAGGCUCUCUUCCGGGAUCAGUUGGCGGAGCGCCGACACAGUCUCAGUCGCAAACCAAUGCCGGACCCGGCGGUACCGAAGACAUGCUCACCUUGGACGAGGAGAUCAGCGAGCUCAAGCGAGAAAAUGCCCGCGUCGAGCUGCAAAUGUUGCGGCUCAAAUCGAACAUCAACGCGAUGGAAUCCCAGCUGAACAACAACGAGCCGAAGCUGCUCGAGAUCGGGACUCGGGGGAUCACAUGAAAUUUCCUGACCUGUUAGAGCUUUUAAGUUUCCGGAUGAAUGGGACUGUGAAUGUGUGGGAAACGGUGCGUGUGAUGAAGGUGAAUGGCAAAUGUAAACGAUUUGCACUGUAUACUGAAUAGGUAGAGUGAACGACCGAACAGCGAUAUCGAUUGAGAAGUAGUUACACAAAGUGCGAAAGUUCGGUUUGAAAUUCAGAUGAAGUUAUUACGAUUGAAUCUUGAAUCACUAGAACACACUCACAGACACAAUGAAAAAUAAGUGAACCUAGUUGAAAUGUGCUAUACGAACUCAUUUUAAUUAUAAAUAUUUGAAGCGGAGCAGGCAUAGCAUUGAAGCGACGAGCAUCAAACUAUUAUCGGAAAUUAUUGGAAUGCUACAAUUUUAAGUACCGUCGUAGAUUGGAAACUAAAAUCGUGGAAGUUAGUAAAGUGUAAGGCAAAUUGUAAAGGAAGGUAGUUCUCAACCAAAAUCCGAAGCAAAAGACACAUUAGCGAAAUUGUAAAAAGUCAUUAUUGUAUGUAACCCAGUUAUGAAUUUUAAUAACGAUAAUAAAUAUUACAUAUUUGUGAUACUAACAUUCA
Molecule: messenger RNA, 3897 nt
Organism: Armigeres subalbatus
Lineage: Eukaryota; Metazoa; Arthropoda; Insecta; Diptera; Culicidae
Product: myelin transcription factor 1-like
Exons: 7
Coding region: 1004-3313 (769 amino acids)
Biological process (GO): regulation of transcription by RNA polymerase II
Cellular component (GO): nucleus
Molecular function (GO): zinc ion binding; RNA polymerase II cis-regulatory region sequence-specific DNA binding; DNA-binding transcription factor activity, RNA polymerase II-specific
Source: RefSeq, a predicted model, not a curated record